This is a messenger RNA of Protobothrops mucrosquamatus (brown spotted pit viper), 2174 nucleotides long. It is a transcript of the gene TMEM132C, whose product is annotated as transmembrane protein 132C. Bases 16 to 2088 code for a protein of 690 amino acids. The record is from RefSeq and is a predicted model, not a curated record. The transcript has 6 exons. NCBI's taxonomy places the organism in Eukaryota, Metazoa, Chordata, Lepidosauria, Squamata, Viperidae.
AAGAAAAUAACAGAGAUGGCCCUUUCUGAAAUUUUCAUUUGCCAGAAGGAUCUAGUGGGGAUCGUCCCAUUAGCUAUGGACACGGAUAUCUUGAACACAGCCAUUCUCACUGGGAAGACAGUUGCUGUCCCCAUCAAGGUGGUUUCUGUUGAAGAAAACAACAUGGUGGUGGAUAUCUCUGAAUCGGUGGAAUGCAAGUCUGCUGAAGAGGUGGUUAAAGUGUCCGACCGAUGCGACUACGUUUUUGUCAAUGGCAAAGAGAUGAAAGGAAAGGUGAACGCUGUGGUGAACUUCACGUACCAGUAUCUCAGUGCCCCCUUGAGGCUGGCCGUUUGGGUCCCACGCCUGCCUCUUCAGAUUGAUGUGUCGGACACGGAGCUGAAUCAGGUCAAAGGCUGGAGGGUCCCCGUUGUUUCCAACCAGAGAUUGACACGGGAGAGUGAUGAUGAAGAUGGAGAUGAGCGGAAGGGAAGAGGUUGCACCCUCCAGUACCAGCACGCCAUGGUGCGGGUCCUCACCCAGUUUGUGGCUGAAGAUGCCAGCCCAUCAGGGCAACUGUCCUAUUUGCUGGGCUCCGACUGGCAGGUUGACAUAACAGAUUUGGUGACGGACUUUAUGAAGCUUGAGAAACCUCAUGUGGCCCAGUUACAAGGAGGCAAGGUUCUGGUUGGGCAGGAAGUUGGCAUGACAAUGGUCCAGGUCCUUUCUCCACUAUCUGACUCCAUCUUGGCCGAGAAGACUGUGACGGUGUUGGACGACAAAGUGACCAUCACCGAUAUUGGAGUCCAACUAGUAGCUGGGUUAUCACUUGUUCUUCAGCCCAGCACAGCUAGUCGUCAAGCUUUCAUGGCUACCACUAUAGCUCAAGAAUUGCUCCACACUCACAAACAGGAGGCCAUGGUGAGCUCCUGGAUCCAAUUCAGCGAUGGUGCUGUGACCCCACUGGACAUCUACGAUCCCAGCGAUUUCUCUCUCUCGGCCUCCUCCCUUGAUGAAUCGGUUGUUUCGGCCCACCAGAGCUCUGCUGCCCAGUGGCCAGUGGUGGUAGCAGAAGGAGAAGGCGAAGGCCUACUGGUCAGAGUAGAAAUGAUGAUCUCUGAGUCUUGCCAGAAAUCCAAAAGGAAGAGUAUCCUAGCAGUUGGCAACGGAAGCAUCAAAGUCAAGUUUGGCCAGAACGACGCCAACUCUCACAGCCUUGGGGAUUACAGUGCUGAGGAAAUUGAAAACCACGCCAGUGACCGGAGGCAGAAGGAGUUUGACCAAGAGCACCAUAGCCAGGAAGGACAAUAUUAUAGGAGUUCUUCUGCUGAACGAGAAGAAGGCCUCAGGAGGAAGACCGGUGGGACAGCCAAGUCGACAAUCAAAAGCAAAGUCUUCAAAAGUAUCCCUGAAGGAGAUAAACUUUCCGAUGAUGGUCUACUCCAGAACAUCCCGAUUGACUUUACCAACUUCCCGGCUCAGAUCGACCUUCCCCAAGGCAACAGUGGCAUGGAGGACAGUGACCUGGUUCAGACACCGAGAGGUCUCAGUGACCUGGAGACUGGGAUGUAUGCCCUGUUAGGAGUCUUCUGCCUCGCCAUUCUGGUCUUCCUGAUCAACUGUGCCACCUUCACAUUGAAGUACCGUCACAAGCAGCUUCCCAUGGAAGGGCAGACCUCCAUGACCCAUUCUCACGACUGGGUGUGGCUUGGGAAUGAAAUGGAGCUGCUGGAUAACCCAGCAGACCUCUCGCCUCCAGCCGAUGAGUGCAUCACGAACAUAGACCAAGGGAUAGGCUUUGAUGCGGGCCAUCAACUCCUCGUUGGCACGCCCAAAAAACUCCCGAGUCAAAGCAGUCCAAAAGUUCAAUGGGGGGACAAGCAAAUCAGGGACCUGAAGCAGGAGCACCCAUUGCAUUCGCCCGCCUCCAAGAGGAAGCGGGUGAAAUUUACCACGUUCACCACCAUUCCUCCCGAUGACGGCUCUCCCACCGUCAACUCCAUCCUCAACUGCAGCGAAGAUGACAUUAAGUGGGUUUGCCAAGAUAUGGACCUGGGAGAAUCAAAACAGAUCAGGAACUACCUGGAAAAGCUCAAAGAGAAAGUGUAGCAGCGUCACUUCUGGGUUUUCAGAGUUAACAGCCACACCUUGAUGCCUUCAGAUGCAUUGGAGUAUGUGAAUACACAAAUAUAUGC